CUUUCAAGAAAGCCAUGGCUGUAUUGGGAUCAGAGGCUUGCUUUGAGCCAGUUUGGUUUGAGCGACAGAGGUUCGAAGACGCCGAAAGUCAAUAUCAGCGAUUCCUUAUCGGUGGCGCACCUUGCGCGACCAAGGUACUGGUUCAACACAAACACAAACUAGUGCGUGGUGACAGCACUAUUGCCCAGGAGCUAGAACGUGCCCGUUCUAACAUCCAGCGCUGCUUGUCCAAACAGGGUGCUCCUACCAAGUCUGUUGAACUCACACCAGAAAUGGCUGCCCGUGUCGAAGCCGUUGAGAAGGAGAACCGCACCCUGCGCCAGACUGUGUCAGGUCUUCAGUCUCAGGUUGAAGCACUUGCAAAGCGCCUCGCCGCACUCGAGUCCGGCUCAGGUGCUGCUGCCCCUGUUGCUGAGCCAGAACCAGCACAGGAGGAGGAAGAAGAGGACGACUUCGACCUCUUUGGUGAUGAUGCUGAGGAAGAUGACGAAGAGAAGGAGAGAGUAAAGGCUGAGCGUAUUGCUGCAUACACAGACCGCAAGUCAAAGAAGACCGCUGUCAUUGCCAAAUCUAACAUCAUCCUGGACGUCAAGCCAUGGGAUGACGAGACCGAUAUGAAGGAGAUGGAGAGACUUGUUCGUACCAUUGAGGUGGACGGUCUGUUGUGGGGCUCUGCCAAGCUCGCUGAGGUCGGCUAUGGAAUUAAGAAGUUGGUUAUCAGCUGUGUCGUCGAGGAUGACAAAGUUGGAACAGACUUGCUUGAGGAGGAGAUCACCAAGUUCGAAGACCUUGUCCAGAGCGUGGACAUCGCUGCCUUCAACAAGAUUUGAGUUAAUUACCACUUUGAAUUCGUCCUGUUGUAUUUAAGAACUCUCUGUCCCUUUUCUCCAGUCUUCCCGGUUUUAUACCUGAUUCGAUCAAAACUGCUGGCCAGCAUGAAAGCCACCUUGUCGGGUGUGGUUUGCGUUCCAA
This is a messenger RNA of Sycon ciliatum, 972 nucleotides long. Its product is annotated as elongation factor 1-delta-like. The record is from RefSeq and is a predicted model, not a curated record. NCBI's taxonomy places the organism in Eukaryota, Metazoa, Porifera, Calcarea, Leucosolenida, Sycettidae. Gene Ontology annotation, molecular function: translation elongation factor activity; guanyl-nucleotide exchange factor activity. Gene Ontology annotation, cellular component: cytosol; eukaryotic translation elongation factor 1 complex. The coding region runs from base 15 to 830 and encodes 271 amino acids. Gene Ontology annotation, biological process: translational elongation. The transcript is spliced from 4 exons.